AUGAUAACAUCUGGAGACGAUAUUGUGGAGAAAACUUUUGGUGCAGACAUUCAGAGUCUCAGCGUUGACGAAUUGUCUCGCAGAGUAAUAUUGGCUUCCACAAAUGCUGUCACAUUGGAUAUCAAUCAUCGGAUAAUGGAAAAACUGGAUGGAGACUUCGUCACAUACAGCAGCGCUGAUGAAAUUAUCUCCGAAGGAAACGAAGCAGUUGAUGGACUGUAUCCUGUAGAAUUCUUGAAUGCCCAAACACCGUCCGGCUCACCUCCACACAAGCUACGGUUAAAGGUUGGAGCAGUUGUCAUGUUGAUACGCAAUCUGAAUAAGCAAAAAGGACUCUGCAAUGGAACCAGGCUGAUAGUUCGUCGAUUGCACGAGCACUUCAUCGUUUGCGAAAUAAUAUCGACGAAUCACAAGGGCGAUAUGGUUUUCAUAACACGGCUGGACAUAACGCCCAUUUCGCCAAUUUCCACUUAUACCAGCGUUUGCCAUUACCAUCAACAAAUCCCAAGGACAGUCCUUCGAAAUUGUCAGCGUCAUACUGAAGGAACCGGUGUUUGGGCAUGGCCAACUAUACGUGGCAUUGUCGAGAUGCAGGGAUCGGAGAAAUAUAACAGUUUUCAUUCCAGAAGGAAGCCGCCAAGGUCAACUUCUUCAAGAUGGUCGUUGGUUCACUGA
Molecule: messenger RNA, 675 nt
Organism: Bradysia coprophila
Lineage: Eukaryota; Metazoa; Arthropoda; Insecta; Diptera; Sciaridae
Biological process (GO): telomere maintenance; DNA repair; DNA integration
Molecular function (GO): DNA helicase activity; nucleic acid binding
Source: RefSeq, a predicted model, not a curated record